GAGGUUGGCAGUCGGCAGACAGAAGAGGGACUGACAGGAGGUGAUGCCCAUAGGAGUCGCACAUGUACCAGGCAUCAUGUGUGGCCAGUGUGCCUGGGGUUAGAGCAGCCAGAAGAGCCGCGCACUAGUGAAAGCUCCUCCUCUCUCAGCACCGUGAGUAUCGGGCUCCUACAUAACGAGCUGGGGUGGCAGAUUGAUGAAGAGCGAUUUGAGCGCACGAUUGUUCCCCUCCCCUGCGAGCUGUACAAUGUGUGUGCGAGUGUAGCGGGGAGACUGGCCGAGUGCGCGCCCGUGUGAUGAUGAUGAUGAUGAUCUAUCGCUAGUAGGGACCUGCCACUGACUCCCCCGGGGACACGCACUAUGGUGGUACCUGCCCACUUGUAUCGCCACCUGGAACACCGGGACAAAUACGCACGAGUCGCCAGCAGUCGCUUGAACAAAGAGCAAAGCAUCUGUCGCCUGUGAUCAGUCGGUGUCGCACAGCCCCGCAGCCAUGGACGUGUAGCGAGUGAGCACUUCCCGGGCCCCAUGAGCAGAGGAGCCAGCCUCCAGCGCAGGACCACCUUCCACAUCUCUCUCACUCUGGUCAAACUAGAGGCUGUAGGGGAAGAAAAGAAGGGGGAGAGCAGCAGAGACUGGAGACAUGAGCCCCCCUCUCCCGGCAGCAGCUCCCCGGCUCUGGCCCAUUGCCUCUCACUGGACAGGGAAUUCCCAAACGUCUGGCUCUGGGCUGGGCCCGAUGCUGGUUCCAGGGUGAGAGAACAGCCCAGUUCGGGAACCGGCCUUGCAGUUGCCGCAGGGACUAAAAACAAGGUGAGCCGGAGCCAAGCGGCGCCUCUGCCCAGCAACACAACUUUCUCCCUCUACGGACAGACCGCUGCUCCCCCCGGCUCUGCUGCGCCCCGACCGCUACCGAAAGGAACCGCGAUUCCCACAGCUGCGCCCAAAGCUGCGUCCAAGGAAACACCCAGCCCAGCAGCCUGUGCCAUAGACUCCCGGACACACAGCGCCGAGGAACCGGGGAGCAAAGGCACAACUGCCGCCCGGGUACCAGCGAGUAAAGAAGCCGCCGGCUCUCCCUGCACUGGAACAUCGGCAUCGGCGGGACCCAAGCCCAGCAAUGCACCCACCAAGGCUCCCUCAGCUCCCCAAACUACAUUCAACCGGCCUCCCAGUCAUGCAGCACCUGCACCUGCACACAGACACAAUGACACCUGUGAUCCUGCAGCCCUGGCACCUGCUGCAAAGGACAUUGGCACAUCCUACUCUGCAGUCUCGGCAUCUAUUGCAAAGGACAGUACUGCAGCCUAUAUGGCAUCCCUGGCUCCUAAAAUUAAGUACAAUGAUACCCCAUCUCCCUCAGCUUCUGUUCCCUUACCUUCACCAGACCCUCAACCCUCAGCUAAGGAAUGUGGCACACCAGGCCCUUCACUAAGAUUAGCAGGUCCAGUUCCCAAAGCCAAUGACACUGACAUGUCUGGUCUUGCAGCACCUGCUAAAGACACUGGGAGAUCCGGGGCAACCUGCAGUCCCAUGACACCUGCAGCACCAACAAUGAAGGAGAAGGACUCAAGACCUACAGCACCUGUAACAGAGACUGCUUCAGUAAGCUUUAUUCCAGCUGCAAAGGGCAGCUACACAUCCACUACUGCAGCUCCAGUACCAACAUCAAAGAUCUGUGGUACAUCAAUACCUGCAGCUCCACUACUACCGCCAUGUGUGGCCAGUGGCACAUUAAAUUCUGCAGCUUCAGCAUCUAUAUCUAAGGGCAAUAGCCAGGCAGCUCCAGCAACCACACCUAAGUGCAGUGGCCAAUCAUUUCCUGCAGCUCCAGCUCCCACACUUAAAGCCAGGAGUCAAUCAGUUUCUGCAGCUCCAGUAUCCAUUCCUAAGGGCAGGAGUCAAUCAGUUUCUACAGCUCCAGCAUCCACUCCUAAGGUCAGCACAGUUUGUACUCCAACAACUGUAACUAAAGCCAGUGGUGUAUCAAGUCCUACAGCCUCAAUACCCACAUCUAAUGAAAUUGGAACAUCAAGUUCUGCAACGCCAUCUAUGGAUAGUGGCAAAUCAAGUUCUGCAGACCCAUCAAUGGCUCUUCAGGGCAGAGAUGUAUCACAUUCUGCAAACCGGGUACCUACAGCUUCUUGUGGUGAUAUAUCAGGUCCUGUAGUUCCAACUCCAACAACUGAAGAUAGUAAUACAAAGAGUUCUGAAACCCAGUUAGAAGGGGAUAACGUUGUCACCACGUCUAAUACCACAGGCCCAGUCAAAGACACUGCCACACCAGUGCCACCUGGCCAGAGAGAGUUUACCUUCGGAACAGCUCGGGUGAUCCGAGGUUCCCUCAUCAGGAGGCCAGCCUUGGAUUCUGAUGUGUCCCGAGAUUUAGUCAGCAGUCCGACUGUUCCUGUGCAAGGGGGCCGUAUAACAGAAGGAGUUAAUGCAGAGGCCUCAGCUAUUGAAGCUAAAGUCACCUCACGUAGCUUCAAGGCAGUAAAAACAGGUUCCACUGACACUGGUCCAUCAAGGGCUAAUAGAGGCCCAGUCAUGGCAGAGAAGUCCAGUAAAGAAUCUGAGCCAGAGGACAAGCAAUGUCCAGUCAUAAGCUCUGUACCCAGGGUAACUGCUCCUACAAUCAGUGCUGCCCGAACAGCAGCUGCCCUGUUUUCUGCAUCUCGAUCAGGAGGAGCACCUCAUACUGCUGCAAGGACCAGUGAGGCAAAAAUAACUGCUAUCCGAACUGCAGCUCGGGGAGCCAGAGCAGUUUCUUCAGGGGCAUGUACUGAGGACCAUGCCGGUAGAAAAACACCAAACACUGGCUUAGGGGAAAGAGCUCAAACCGGAGAUGCAGGAACCUAUCCAGGGGCAAAAGCAUUUGUCAUAGGACCAAAAACAGCCAUUGGGACAUCACCAGUUAAAGUUGCAAACAUUGCACCCAGGCCCAUGAGCUCCUGUGCAGACCCUAUACCUUCCACUGGAGUGAGAACUAAAGCUUCAACUGCUGUGAAAGCACCCUUUACUGGUACUGGUACAUACCCAGGGGCCAAAUCAUCUCUUUCUGGGUCCUUUACAUCCCUUGGAAGUAAAGCAUUGACUGAUGGCUCUGAAACUGUGGGUCCAUCUGCAGAAGAAAAGCGGAGUCUAGGGUUAGUUUCACCACAUGUUGUCCGCACCCCAGCUUCCUCUGCCUUAUCCCUUCCUCUCAGUCCUGGGGUCAUUCUGCCUGGGGAGGAGGAAGAGCUUACGCCAGAUAACGAGGAUCCUGGUAAGAGUAAGCGCCAGGAGCGACUAUUCCUGAGACAAGACGCCAUGUGGAUGAGUACCAGUGUUACAUCAGACUAUUUCUUACAGUCAUCUCCUGGGCGGCCUGGCAGCGGUGGAAGCUCCCCCGGAGGACACCGCCAAGAUCUUAGCCCAAAAUUCUUUUCAGGACCUCGCUGUUCAUUUAGCUCCCCAGGUAGCCCACUGCUUACUGCUACUUUUCAGCCAGGCACACCUUACAGGGAGGCUCCUGUGAAUGUGUCCCUUACUGUAAGCCAAGAGCAUGCAGGGGGGUCCACAGAAAGUUGCCCUCUGAUUGAACGUAGUGCCUCUUUGGGGGUAAGUUCAGCAGGAGUUCCUGAGGCAGGCGAGCUUGGGAAAGGACACCCCGUCCUUCUUACCCCUGGUAAACAAAAAGGUGGUAGAAUGAUGAAGCUUAAAGCCUCUAAGAGUCAGGUAGAGAAACCUACAGAGCAGCGAGAAAAGCUUCAAAGCCAGAAGAGUUUCUCUAACAGGCUUUCUUGGCCUGAGAAUGAGGGGGGUAAGAGCCGCUCCAAAUCCUCUACUAAGAGCAGCCCCAAGGUGGAGACACCCAAGCUGUCUGGAGUCACAGGCAAGAAUCUAUUGUCCCCUGCCUCAUGUGACCCAAAGGGUUUUAGGAAGGGGAAAAGUAAGACCGUGGACAAUAGUGACUUGGACCCCACUGCAGAGGAUUUGAAGAAGAGCCAAGAGAAAAGCUCACCCACAGGGGACAAGGCCAAGGCCACAGCAGCCAGAGAUAGGAAAAUGCUUAAAUUCAUCAGCGGGAUCUUUGCCAAGAACACUGUAUCCGUGGCCUCAUCAAUUUCACCUAAUAGUUUGAGCCCAGGAGAUGAGAGGGAUAUGCUUCACAAAUGUGUGAUGAACAGCCAGGAAUGGACAUUAAGUCGGACUGUACCUGAAAUCAGAGUGGGGAUUUUGGGCAGUACUAAAAGUGCCAAGUCUGCCCUUGUGCAUCGCUUUGUAACUGGUUCCUAUCAACCUCUAGAAGCACCUGAAAGUGCUCAGUUCAAGAAAGAAAUCAGUGUGGAAGGGCAGAGCUACCUCCUAUUAAUUAGGGAAGAAGCUGGAGCUCCAGAUGCCAAGUUUGCCAACUGGGUGGAUGCCGUCAUUUUUGUGUUCAGCCUGGAGAAUGAGGCAAGCUUUCAAGAUAUAUUCCAGUAUUAUGCUCUUCUGGCAAACUAUCGCAAUGUCUCAGACAUCGCUAUUGCACUUGUUGGGACUCAAGAUAAAAUUAGUGCAAACAAUAAAAGAGUGGUAGAAGAUGUGCGCGCUAGAGGUCUCUGCAGUGACAUAAAACGCUGUGUUUACUAUGAGACCUGUGCCACCUAUGGACUCAAUGUUGAUCGGGUGUUUAAUGAAGUUGCUCAGAAGAUGGUUGCAAUAAAGAGACAGCAACAACUCCUGUCAUGCAAGUCAUUACCAAGCUCUCCAAUUCACUCUUCUGGAUCCAUUGCAAUAUCAGUGCAGGCAAGUAAUGGAGGAACAACAAAUGAUUAUUCAUCAUCACUGCCUUCCACGCCAAACAUCAGUCACAGAGAACUACGAAGCGAGGUGUCCAUUGGGGUUAGUACACCCACGUCCCUCAAUCGGGGUGCUAAGAGGCGCACAAGCUUAUUUACAAAUCGAAGGGGAAGUGAUUUGGAGAAGAGAAGUUUUGAUAAUCGGGGAGAUGGUGUUGGUGGGGGUCGAGCUCUGCCAAUUAAACAGAGCUUCUUAUUGAAACGCAGUGGCAACUCUCUGAAUAAAGAAUGGAAGAAGAAGUAUGUUACCCUGACAAGCAAUGGGGUCUUGCUCUACCAUCCCACCAUUAAUGAUUACUUACAUAGUACACAUGGGAAGGAGAUGGAUCUAUUGCGAACUACAGUGAAGGUCCCUGGUAAGAGGCCUCCUAUAGCCAUGUCUGCCUGCGGCCCAUCCAAUAGCGUCAACGGCUUGUUAAAAGAUGUCAGCAGCUCUCCGGGGGGCAAUACUCCAAGUAACAAGGUGCAAUCAACAAAAAGCAGAUCCACUGGGGAUGUUAUUUCCAGCCCCACCAGCAACAAAGAUCCACCCUCUUCCCCAAUGAGUGAUAAAAAGAAGAACAAAAGGAAAAAGAACAUGACCCCUUCCAAAACAGAAGGAUCCGCUGGACAGGCAGACGCCAAACGCAAAAUGUGGAAGUUAAAAACAUUUGGUAGCUUGAGAAAUAUUUAUAAGACAGAAGAGAACUUUGAAUUCAUCAUUGUCGCUAGUACCGGACAGACAUGGCAUUUUGAGACUAGCAGCUUUGAAGAAAGGGAUUCCUGGGUACAUGCCAUUGAGAGUCAGAUUCUCGCAAGUCUGCAGUGCUGUGAGAGCAGCAAAAAUAAGGCUCGAAUGGACAGUCAGAGUGAAGCGGUCGCUAUCCAAGCCAUUCGGAAUGCUAAAGGGAAUUCAUUUUGUGUGGAUUGUGGUGCCCCAAAUCCCACCUGGGCCAGCUUGAACUUGGGUGCCCUGAUCUGCAUUGAAUGUUCAGGAAUUCACAGGAACCUUGGUACUCAUUUAUCUCGGGUUCGAUCGCUGGAUUUGGAUGACUGGCCCCUGGAGCUCACCCUUGUUCUAACCUCUAUCGGUAAUGAAAUGGCCAACAGCAUAUGGGAGAUGACAACUCAUGGAAGGACCAAACCUUUGCCUGAUUCCUCAAGAGAGGAGAGAGAAUCAUGGAUCAGAGCAAAGUAUGAGCAGCGAUUAUUUUUGGCCCCUUUGAAGAGUCCAGGGGUCCCUUUGGUGAAACAGCUUUUUAAGGCUGUACAAGAGAAAGACCUCGGCAAUGUACUUCUUCUUUUAGCCCACAGCAACAAGGAGCAAAUAAACGGAAGCACUGGAGAUAAAGACAAGCGCACUGCCCUUCAUGUGGCCUGUGAACUGGGUGAAGUUGUGAUCACACAGCUGCUCGUCUGGUAUGGCAUUGAUGUGAAGUCAAGAGACAGCAAUAGCCACACAGCCAUAUUGUAUGCUAAGAAAACUCACAGCCAGGAGUGUGUGGACAUUCUGCUGCAACAUGGCUGUCCCAAUGAGUCCACAAGUGCCCUGUCCACUCCCAGUCUAAGAAGGAAAAGCAGCUCUGCCAGCAUCGUGAGGACUGACUCCCGGACUGCCCUUGUGUAGCCAACAAUGUCUUUUAAGAAAGAGGAAAAUACUCACUGACUUUGCGCCAACAGAGAGAGGGGCUUAUCAAAUUUGCUCUUUUGUGCCAACAUGUUAUAUAUCCCACUGAUAAAGAAUUAAGCAAAAGUGUAAUUCUGAGUGUACAGAUGAAGCCACUUGGAUUUGUGAGAUAAAUGCGUCAUGACUCAUGGUUAAUUGAAGAAACUGCGUUAUCUAAAGUC
Molecule: messenger RNA, 6650 nt
Organism: Xenopus laevis (African clawed frog)
Lineage: Eukaryota; Metazoa; Chordata; Amphibia; Anura; Pipidae
Gene: agap2.S
Product: arf-GAP with GTPase, ANK repeat and PH domain-containing protein 2
Exons: 18
Coding region: 529-6429 (1966 amino acids)
Biological process (GO): negative regulation of neuron apoptotic process
Cellular component (GO): nucleus
Molecular function (GO): GTPase activator activity; GTPase activity; GTP binding
Source: RefSeq, a predicted model, not a curated record